GAAACAUAAACACAUGUGUAAAAGGUCAGCCGAGGUCAACCUUUUUUACCAUAAGACCAGGCUAAAGCCUUGAUAUCUAAAACAUAAACAAGGAAUUAGAAUUACCAAGUAAAAAAUGGCAAAACUUAUUGAAGCUCCAACAAAAUAUACCUCUCAAGAAUGGCAUCUAUCAAACGAUCUUAACUAUAAAAAGGCAGAGCAAGAUCGUAAAGUGAGUGAAAUGAUUAGAGAUGAAAGUGUUAGACUUGCCAACGAAACUCAUAUUACAACAAUGAAAACGCAAAGUGAUGUGAACAAAAAGCUGGAACAGAGAUUAAAUGAUAUUAACUUUUGGAAAUCUGAAUUAGAUAGACAAUACCAAGAAACAGAAGAUGAAAUUAAAAAUAUGCUAGAAUACAAAAAGAGGCUUGAGGGAGCUUUAGAAGCCACACAAAUUCCUCUUCACAUAGCAAAAGAAUGUCUUCGAAAUAGGGAGAAGAGGAUAGGAAUUGAUUUAGUUCAUGAUGAUGUUGAAGUUCAAUUAUUAAAGGAAGUUGAAGUGAUAGAAGGUGUUCAAGCUUUGUUAAAAAGAACAUUGGAGCAAGCAACAGAACAAAUAAGGUUACUACGAUCUGCAAAUUAUUACUUGGGUAAAGAUAUCACAGAUAAAUUUUAUGCAUUGAAGAUUGAUGAUAGGUGUUCUUCGUUAAAAAAUACAUCUCCUGAUAAAUACUAUGCACCAAAUUCUGUCAAGAUUCAAGCUAAUUCAGUAACACCUGAAGAGUGGGAACAGUUUUCCAAUAAAAAUGUUUUAAAAGGCGAACAAGAAAGAAACUCAUCUGUAACUUUGCGCAGUAUGAUAGAUGAGAUUCUGCAAGAAAGUUUUGACGAUCAAAGCAAACAAUGUGAUAAUGUGAAUCUAGCCUUAGCAAAACGUGUCGAGGAAACGGAGAAAGCUAAAAGAAAACUGGAGGAUCAUCUAGAGAAGGUAAAAGGUGAGAUAGAUGACAUGGAGAAAAACAUAGACUUGUUACGGCAAGCCAUUGCUGAGAAAGAACCACCAAUGCAAGUCGCUCAAACUCGCCUAGACACUCGCACCCAUCGUCCUAAUGUUGAACUUUGUCGGGAUCGUGUACAAUAUAAACUCGUCAACGAGGUUGGACAAAUUUCUCACAACGUUGACAGAUUAAGAGAAAUGCUUCAAGAAUCGGAAGCUUCGUUAAAGGGUUUGAUCAGACAACAACUGAACCUGGAAGAGGAGAUCGAAGUUAAAAUAAACUCGCUGAUGAUUGAUCGAGACCAAAACACUUUUCUGCGUCAGCAAAUCAACCAUAAACAACAUUAAUUUAUUUUGUGUACAUAAAUUUGUAGAAUAUGUUUUAAAAUGGUUCUGAUAUCAGAGAUAUCAGAUUUGGAUAAGUGUAUCUUGCACUCAUGCCGGGAUAAAAUUCAGUCUUUUAAUUUGA
Molecule: messenger RNA, 1445 nt
Organism: Hydractinia symbiolongicarpus
Lineage: Eukaryota; Metazoa; Cnidaria; Hydrozoa; Anthoathecata; Hydractiniidae
Product: tektin-1-like
Exons: 6
Coding region: 116-1324 (402 amino acids)
Biological process (GO): cilium assembly; cilium movement involved in cell motility
Cellular component (GO): nucleus; microtubule cytoskeleton
Source: RefSeq, a predicted model, not a curated record